AGAGAGAGGACCAAGAAAAGAAAACCAUAAAAGGGGACCUUUACGAAUAUAUAAAUGGAGAAGUUGUUGACCUAACAUCUUCAGAGUCGAAUUGGGCCAAGCAUCUUUUCAAUCACAGCGUUUACCAUUUUUGAAUUCAAAUUUUAAAAGAAACCAGGCAGGCAGGUAGAUUACUUCUCACAUUUUUUCAAUUCCGAAAUUUUGGUGGUUGUUGCAAUUUGCAGUUGGCGUUUAUAUUGAGAUUUGAUUUUUAGAGGGGGUUUCUUCGUUGUUCUGUGUAAGAGAGAUUGCUCCAAUAAAGUUUUUGGACAAAUUAGAAGUAGAUGUCGACUCUAAAUGUUCCUCCUAUGCCUCCUCAUCCCCGCGAUGAUGCCAUUAAACUCAAGGCUGCUUUCAAGGGAUUUGGCUGUGACACUGCAGCAGUUAUCAAUAUUGUCUCCCAUCGUGAUGCAAUGCAGCGAUCUUACAUUCAACAAGAGUAUAGAACCAUGUAUUCUGAGGACUUGAUGAAACGGCUAUCUUCAGAGCUUAGUGGUGAUUGCAAGAAAGCAGUUUCGCUUUGGAUGCAUAAUCCAGUGGGACGUGAUGCAGCUUUACUGAGGCAGUCGUUUACGGGAACCAUUGAUCUGGAUGCCGUGACAGAGAUAAUAUGCUCUCGUACCCCUUCUAUGAUACAGCAAUUUAAACAGGCUUACUAUGCAAUGUUUGGUGGGUACCUAGAGCAUGAUAUUGAAAAUCAUGCCUCAGGUGAUCACAAAAAGAUGCUGCUUGCAUACUUAACUAAGCCACGUUAUGAAGGUCCAGAGGUUGAUCGGACCUUUACAGAGAAGGAUGCCCAGGCUUUAUGUAAAGCUGGAGAGAGGAAAUUGGGAACUGAUGAGAAAGUAUUCAUCCAAAUUUUCAGUGAACGGAGCAGAGCGCAGUUGGCAGCUAUUAAUUCUGCUUACCAUACUAUGUAUGGGAAGUCUCUGAAAAAGGCAAUAAAGAAGGAAACAUCAGGAAAGUUUGAGUAUGCUCUUUUGACAAUCCUACAAUGUUCUGAUAAUCCGGCAAAGUAUUUUUCAAAGGUGCUACAUAAAUCAAUGAAAGGUAUGGGAACUGAUGAAAGGACACUAACAAGGAUAGUUGUGACAAGGACUGAGAUUGAUAUGCAGUAUAUAAAGGCGGAGUACCAGAAGAAAUACAAGAAGACAUUGGCUGAUGCAAUUCACUCAGAGAUUUCGGGAAACUAGGCCUUUAUUCUCUCUCUUUUGGGUCCCAAUGCUUAGUCAAACAUGGUAGUGUAGAGAUUAUAAAGCAUCCUGGGAAUCUGUGCACAUCUUUGUGGAAUUAUCAUGUUGCAUAUUGGGAGUGUCAUGUAUUAGUCUUUGGUCAUGUUGAAUUAUCAUUCUGUUUGUAUGUAUAGUGUUUGUAAUCUUCUCUUCUAUGUAUGGAGAUGAAGCUUAACCACAUUACAUUGUUGUAAAUUUUUCAGUGUCUACCUGUAUGAUGGUUUUUAUUUGAAUUCUGAUGAAGCAUUAGUGGUUUAGCAGAUCAA
Macadamia integrifolia is the source of this 1537-nucleotide messenger RNA. Its product is annotated as annexin D5-like. Gene Ontology annotation, cellular component: cytoplasm. Gene Ontology annotation, molecular function: calcium-dependent phospholipid binding; calcium ion binding. The record is from RefSeq and is a predicted model, not a curated record. NCBI's taxonomy places the organism in Eukaryota, Viridiplantae, Streptophyta, Magnoliopsida, Proteales, Proteaceae.